Molecule: messenger RNA, 2374 nt
Organism: Linepithema humile (Argentine ant)
Lineage: Eukaryota; Metazoa; Arthropoda; Insecta; Hymenoptera; Formicidae
Product: condensin-2 complex subunit H2-like
Biological process (GO): mitotic sister chromatid separation; meiotic chromosome condensation
Cellular component (GO): nucleus; condensin complex
Molecular function (GO): chromatin binding
Source: RefSeq, a predicted model, not a curated record
GUUUUAUAAUCUAUGGACAAACAAUAAUACUAUUGUUAUUGUGAGGUUAUAUCAGAUUAUAUAGUCGAUUUUGCAGAAAAAUGCUUAAUAAAUGUGCUCGAAAUUCUUUUAAAAAAAUAGAACGCUGUUUGGAGUGAAUAAAAUAGUGAAUUAUUUAUUAUUUCUCAUGUUAUUUUUUUGUUGUGUCAACAGAUUUAUGCCUUCUACGCGUAUCAUCGUGACGUUUAUGAGGCAUCAAAAAUGGUUACUGUGCAAGAUAUUGGUUUGCAACUUACGAAACCAGUGAAAGAAUUAGCAGAAUGGAAGUUUCCUUUUUCGCAAACUCUGGAAAAAUAUUGCUCUUUGUUCGAUACCACAUGCAAUAAAAAUUUUGGUGAAGCUGGACUUGUCCUACAAAACUCUACUGCUGUAUAUGUACAUAGAAUAGAUUCUUUAUGGAAUAAGACUGGGUAUUUUAAAAAUGUAUUUUCAGAUGUCGAAAACGAAGAAGUACCAAAGAAUUCCAACAAAAAAAAGGACAGAAAGACUGAUAUGUGUUUCCAAGAGUUCAAAACUGUUGACUUUGCUCAAGAAGGAGAAAAAAAUAUUGAUCUUAAGAAAAAUCAUAUAAUAUAUGAUAUAGUUAAAUCAAAAAGCCGACGCUUUACUCAAUUAGAAAAAAGUGUCGCACAACAUAUCCCUAUUAACAUGUGUGAUGUAAAUGGAGAAGUUAUUGGUAAAAAAUAUGAUUUUCGAUGUAAUCAGAAUGUUAGCAUGGAUGGCAUAUUGAUCGAUGAAUUUACACCACAAGAUUUUUGUUGCGAUAGUGAGAACUCUGUCAUAGAAAGUUCUAUAUCUUCAAAUUAUUCGGACCUGACUAAAUCCUUCGAAUCUUCAUGCAAUAAGUUAACAGAUUCUACUAUGCAAGACGAUGAAAAUAAUAAAAACGACAAUAGUGAUGCUGAAUCUACAAGAAAUGAUGAUAGUUGGCAGACAGAAGAGAAUUCAUUUCUUGCUUCUACAUUUGAAUCAACGCAACAAAAUCUCUCUUUAUCUACAAAUAUUGACACUAAUAACACGAUUAGUGCAGAGAAUACCCUAAAUGAUGACUGUCAUGAUAUGACUCUAAUCUCGAAUGAGUCACGCAUGGAUAUUCCCUGUAAUGCAAGUUCACCGAUGAUAACUGAUGAUAUUAACAACACCAUUUCAUCGAAUAAUAAUGAUUCGGAUGCUAUAUAUUUUAAUGAUAGUGUCAGGAAAAGUAUAGAUAUUAGUAGUGUGUUAGAUAGUCCACCUGAAUCGGUAAAUUCGAAAGAAAGAACUUCAUCGACAGACGAUCCAACGUUGUUAAACAACACAAAUGAAACUUUAUUAGGAGCGAAGUUAGACGCGAGUCUUGUGCAAUCUAUUUUUCCGAAGCACAAUGCAACAGAAAAUACAUGUGCGCUUUCUACUUUGAAAUCUCCAUCGAAAUCUCCAUCAAAAUCUCCAUCGAAAUCGCUUAAAACCAAUCGAAAACUACUCACACCGGGUAAAAGAAAACAAAACAUAACGAAGAAGAAGUUAAUUAAUAUUUUCAAACAAUUAAAUUCGUCGCAACGAGGUAGACCAAACAUGUUCAAGAAAAGCUCGACUGAAUGCUUAAAAUAUAUACGAGAAUACGAUUCGCGUAAAUACGAAGAAGUAGUGAACGAAGCGCUGGAUUCUUUAGGAUUUCGAUUACGUGUGAACGAAUCAAAUAUGAGUGUUGACGAUGUUACUAAUAUCAAUGAUAACAUAAUAUCGACUUCGAGUGAUGAUGAAAAUUCCGAAAUGCAGAGUUCAAGUUCUAUUAAUAUGUCAUCUUCACAGGAAAAUUUUUAUGAUUCUUCGUUUCGAACGGACUCGCCACAUUUCAUGCUGGGAAAUGUAAACAAAUGGCAUGAAUACAUACAACCUAAAUUGCGCGAAGCCGAGCAAAGAUCGACGUUUUGCAUUCGCGAUUAUACAUCGCGAGUUAUGUCGACUCUGAAAUCGAAACAAAAAGUUAAUUUCGCUAAUAUUAUGCAAAACGAGCACCCUUGCGAGGUGGCCAGAUAUUUUUUGGCAUCAUUGGACUUGGCCGCAAAGUACAAGAUUGACAUAAAUACGAACAUAAACCUCGAUAAUAUAGAAAUUGUUCUACAUGAAGAGGACAGACAGAGUUCUGUUGAAGCGGAUUCACAUAAAUAACAUGCAAAUAUUAGGUUUAAAAAUUCUGUACAUUGUGUAAAGAAAAAUCACUUAUAUGUACCUUUGCCAGUUGGCAAAAGCGAACCCAGUUUCUACUGUGAUAUUAUCAGCAGCUAAAGAGUGCAAUUUUUAUAAAAACAAAGAUAUAGUAUAUAUUUGGGAAUUAAAUAUUUUUUUCACAGGG